AUGCCGAAAUGGGUACUCUGUUUUCUCAAGAGCCAUCGCCAGCUCAUAACAAAGCUUGGGAAGAUCUACUUGCACGUACGUACACUACAGAGACAUCUACAACAAGCCACUGAUCAUGAAGCCAUGCACCUGUGGGCUACAAGGCACGAGCUUGAAGAAUCUAACGACAGCCCCGAUGAUCGCUUGGUUUUAGUCAAGACAGUUCCAGGCGGAGUAGGUAACGGCCGCUGGACCAGCGGGGGCUAUCUUGCCACAUUAGGCAUCUAUCAUGAACUACACUGUCUUAGACGGAUUUACUGGCACUUCUACCCAGAUGUUUACUUUGUGAACAUGACCAGCAACGCAAAAGAGGAAGAGAGAGCACAUGCAAGACACUGUAUUGACACUGUUCGCCAGUCUCUGAUGUGUUCUCCAAACCUUGGGCUAUACUCAUUCAAGUGGAUGGGUGACAAUGUCAAACCUGCACUAAAAACGGGUGCACGAAGAACAUGUGUAAAAUUGGAUCCUCUUCAUGAAUGGGCAAACUCUAGAGCUACUGGGUGGAACCCACUGGUGUGGAAACCGAAAAAUAUAACCAAGUAG
Messenger RNA from Aaosphaeria arxii CBS 175.79, 582 nucleotides. RefSeq lists its product as uncharacterized. The record is from RefSeq and is a predicted model, not a curated record. The transcript has 3 exons. The coding region runs from base 1 to 582 and encodes 193 amino acids. Gene Ontology annotation, biological process: mycotoxin biosynthetic process. NCBI's taxonomy places the organism in Eukaryota, Fungi, Ascomycota, Dothideomycetes, Pleosporales.